AUGGACACCGAGAAGCUGCAGUUGGUGAAGGAGCUGCACAAACCAGCUAGACGAAAUUACGAACGUCGACAUUUCGAUAUUCGUGACAUUGAUGAGACCUGUCAAGCUGAUCUUGUUGAAAUGCGACCAUACGAGAGAAAAAAAUUUAAUUCAGGCAGUAUGCCCCCUUUGGAUAGGGUAGGUUCGAACGCGAACCGAAAACGAACAAGAAAACUCGAUGUCCAUCGAAAUUAUCAUCGCGAAAAUCCCGAAAAGAGAAUCCACUAUGAGAGAGAGGUUAGAUUGUCACGUGUUCGCUCUUCUCCAAGUUCUUCCUCAUACUCAGAUUUUUCGCGAAGAGGUUACACGAGUCGCUAUGCUCGCAGUCCAUCUCCUGCAGAAAGAUAUCGCGAACAUCGGCAUCGUCCUCGGGAACAUCGAAGAGACUACGAUAGAUAUGAUUCUCAUCGUCAACGAAGUCCAACUCGUCAUUAUAAACCUGAUCGUUAUCCGAGAGAAACGACGGUUUCAAACAGUGCCAGAUCUGAUCGCUAUCUGCGAGAAGCGACUGAUCAAGAUCAUCAAAAAUCCGAUCGUUAUCCGAGAGAAACGACGGAGUACUCAGACAGAGAUUCUGAGUCAUCUUCAGAACACUAUGACGCUUCGAGUGAGUUCGAGAGCGAGGAUUCUGAUGAUCCAGGAAUUCCACCAGAACACGAGUUUCUAGAGGAAGGAGACGUCCAAUUAACAGCACAGGAAAAGAUUGGAAUGGCAAUUUAUGCAGUUGGCGCGGCUUUGACGACUAUCUUUAAUUCAGGAGGGAAGAAGGACAGUAAUGUAGAGUCCUAUCUUAGCGAUGUUGGUAGUAUUUUAUCGGAGCUGCAUUACAAUAUCUCUAUUACCAGACGCUCAUUUAUCGACCUCAACAAUUCCAGCAGCGGCGCCGUUAUUAGGGUUGACGACGAUGGCCCCAAAGACCCAGCAGUCCCAGAAGAUCCCGAAUUUUCAGCACUCUCAGCAUGCGUCUGA
Molecule: messenger RNA, 1008 nt
Organism: Belonocnema kinseyi
Lineage: Eukaryota; Metazoa; Arthropoda; Insecta; Hymenoptera; Cynipidae
Product: nuclear speckle splicing regulatory protein 1-like
Exons: 4
Coding region: 1-1008 (335 amino acids)
Source: RefSeq, a predicted model, not a curated record